This is a messenger RNA of Schistosoma margrebowiei, 354 nucleotides long. Lineage: Eukaryota; Metazoa; Platyhelminthes; Trematoda; Strigeidida; Schistosomatidae. The record is from the annotation of a GenBank genome assembly.
AUGCCAAAAGUAAGACUGGUUGACAUACAAGACACUAUACCUACGUGCAUCGAAAAGUCAGCACAGUCUACUAGACAAUAUGUGCUACCAAGGCCUAAGUCUAAAAUUUCAAAAACUAAAGAGUCCAAUGGUCCUCCUCAUACACACCAAAAUACUGAUAGAUAUAGUAAUGAAAUCCGACAGCUGCAAAACUCUCUAUCCGAAAUUAACGGCAAACUUGAGAAAUUAGCAUCCCUCACUCAUAUAUGGGGCCUUGACACAGACAGAAAUCUUGAGCAAAUCACCAAAGCUGAGUGUAUUUUGGAGUUUGUGACUGAAGAGAGUGAUGUCCUCCUUCAAUGCAGUUGUGUAUAA